Molecule: messenger RNA, 4750 nt
Organism: Gadus morhua (Atlantic cod)
Lineage: Eukaryota; Metazoa; Chordata; Actinopteri; Gadiformes; Gadidae
Gene: pax5
Product: paired box 5
Exons: 11
Coding region: 1180-2367 (395 amino acids)
Biological process (GO): regulation of transcription by RNA polymerase II; anatomical structure development
Molecular function (GO): RNA polymerase II cis-regulatory region sequence-specific DNA binding; DNA-binding transcription factor activity, RNA polymerase II-specific
Source: RefSeq, a predicted model, not a curated record
GUGGUGCGACACCGUGCAGGCUUGCGCUCUGACAGGACGCGCGGGAAGCUUUCAGCCCAUUUGACAGCGUUUUGCAAUUCAGCAGUAACAGGGUUUGCUCUGAGAAAAAACACACCGGUGCAUUUCACAAGGCUUCCUGUUUUCUGUUCUGCACGCCCUGAGAUCCGUGCACGAACCGACCCAUCGCGACGCAGGCAAUACAGAGAGCAAGAAUCACCUAGUUUUGCCUUUCUUCAAGCAAACAGGAUAACAACUCUUCUGUGCAAAAGGCUGAAGUCCAACUCUUCUUUGUGUUGUCCUUUCCAUUUAUAUAUUUUUUUGACACCGUGGAUAAUUUGACCCUAUGCGCUGGGGCUGCACCGUCCAUGCUCGCUCAAAUGCUGGGAGUUUACAAGAGUUGUUCUGAAAAGGAGUUUCUGGCCAUGCUUUUUAAAAGAUUAUACAACGAUUGAACUUACUUGAAAAAGAAGGCCCUGGCAAAGGAUUUCAAAUUAGAUUACAUUUGGUCAAAGUUGAGCUAUACUUUAGAGAAACCCGCGAAGGUUUAGUCUGUCACUCGGGACUGACAGCAGGCUCGUGGCUCUGCGCCCCGCCGGGUCGGUCAUAGUUCAGGGGUCACGGUCAGCGGACCGAGGAGGAGAGAAAAGAGAACGGAGGAAGAAAAGGAUUCGGUUAACGGGGAGAAAUAAUUCCCGCUUGUUGCCCAAAUGUUUUUGGGUUUUUUUCUUGGACUGAGGUGACGCGGUCACCACGAUUUACUUUGAAAACAUUUCGUUUUUCUACUCCUCAUUUUUUUCGCACGAAGCAGUCGAGGAGUUCGCGGGACGUCGCUUUGGUCCCCUGGCGGGACUCUUUCUUAAUUAAAUCUCCAGACUGCUUUCCCACAACCAGGACUAAAAAAGGGCUCCUUUGGCCAGUGUAUUUAUUUUGAUACUAUUCUUAAAUAAGUACUUCGUCUGCUCUCCAUCCGCCGAUGCAUUUGCGUUUAUUUAUUGUUUUACUUUUUAAUAAUCAAACGUUUUAGCGGCUUCGUGUCAAUAUUUUUUUAUUUCUCCUUCUUCGUUGUUCGCGGUCCGUCGCCACAAGUCAGCGGCUCACAGGGCUGCCCGUCCGGUGGCCCCUCAGAGACUUGUAGCCUACCACAGGGGCCUCCAUCCCCCCGCCCGUUACACAAACGGGAUGGAGAUUCACUGUAAGCACGACCCGUUCGCGGCGAUGCACAGACAUGGUGGGGUGAAUCAGCUCGGGGGCGUGUUCGUAAACGGCAGGCCACUCCCAGACGUGGUAAGACAGCGAAUCGUAGAGCUUGCACACCAGGGGGUUCGGCCUUGUGACAUCUCCCGACAGCUCAGAGUCAGCCAUGGAUGUGUCAGCAAGAUACUGGGAAGGUACUACGAGACGGGCAGCAUCCGCCCCGGCGUGAUCGGGGGAUCCAAACCAAAGGUCGCUACACCCAAAGUGGUCGACAAGAUCGCAGACUACAAACGCCAAAACCCCACCAUGUUUGCCUGGGAGAUCCGAGACCGGCUGCUGGCCGAGAGAGUGUGUGACAACGACAGUGUGCCCAGCGUCAGCUCCAUUAACAGGAUCAUUCGGACUAAGGUCCAGCAGCCUCCUGGACAGCCGGGCUCAGUGUCAGCACAUACCUUAGGAACGUCUGUAGCGGCCACACAGGUCUCCGCGGUAACCAGCGACUCGGCUGGCUCCUCCUACUCCAUCAGCGGUAUUCUGGGUAUCAGCUCGGCUGCCGAUGGCGGCAAGAGGAAAAGAGAUGACGGGAUGCAGGACUCGCCGCUGGCCAAUGGGCACGGUCACAGUGGGCGGGACUUCCUCCGGAAGCAAAUGAGAGGGGAGCUGUUCUCGCCGCAGCAGAUCGAGACGUCCGACUACUCGACGAUGGCAUCACUGGCCGGUGGAUUGGAUGAGAUGAAGAACAGUUUGGCCAAUCCAGGAUCGGGGGUGGAGUUAGGGGCUAGUGUUCCAGGCCCACAGUCCUAUCCGCUGGUUCCAGGUCGUGACCUUGCCAGCACCACCCUACCAGGAUACCCGCCCCAUGUCCCACCGACUGGACAGGGCAGCUACUCCACCCCCUCCCUCACUGGCAUGGUUCCUGGAGGAGAUUUCUCGGGAAGCCCAUACACCCAUCCGCAGUAUUCCACUUACAAUGAAUCGUGGAGAUUUCCUAACCCCAGUUUGUUAGUGUUCCAGCAGGACUACAGCUCUCUGCUGGGGACGGAGAUCGGCUGCUCCUCCAGCCUCUUCUCAAGCCAGGCCAGCCAGAUGCAAGGGUCACCAUACUACUACAGUACAUCAAGGGGGGCGGGGCCUGGCGCCACGGCAACAGCCUCGGCCUAUGACCGUCAUUGACGAGUUGUAUCGAGAGGUGAGGAGGAGGCGAGAGUUUAAGAAGAGGGAGGGAUAGCACCAGCACCAUCCAAUCACAGCCAACGUCAGUGAAGUUUGGAUUUUCUUUGAUUGACUCUAAACCCAACCAAUGCCCUGCUGGGCUGCAGCACAGCGCUAGAGAAUCCUGCCCACAUCAUGUUAACAGGCCUGAUGGAAUGACCCUAACCUGCCAUAAAGAUCUUUCAUUUCAAUGAACACGCACAAACACACAAACACACACACACACACACACACACACACACACACACACACACACACACACACACACACACACACACACACACACACACACACACACACACACACACACACACACACACACAGACAAACACAAUAUCAAAGCACCAUGUUAGCUUGCAAACAGUCAUCUUCAAACUACCCGAUAUGUUUAGCAGUAGAGAAAAUUAAUGUGAUAGUGAUUGACUGAAUAAGGUGGUGUUGUUAUUGCUGUUAUUUUUUUUUUUAUAAUUCUUUCCAGUAGGAGUCAACUAUGUUCACCAGACAUACCUUGUACAUGACUCCACCAAAUCAGUCUGUAAUUUCUGUUCAGUAAAGACAAUCUAAUUGGUUAACUUUGGUAGGUCCAAAUGACAAACUAGCUCCUUCCCCGCUAGGAAAACAGGGUGUCUCCUACUUCCUGUGGGGCCCAUUUAGAACUGUUCCACAAGCCCCAGACAUUCUCAGCACACUGCCGUCAUGGAAGCAUAUAACACCAUCCAUAAUCUGAUUAUAAGAAAGAGCAUGAAUGCACCGCUGAUUAAAACACAGACUGUUCAACAAAAGCACAGGCCAGAUUCCCGCCAUGAAGCUGGAGGUGGUGUUAAUGAGGAGGGGCCUCCCUCCACCCUCUCCGCCCAAGACCCUUAGUCCCGUCCAAGAGCUAUUUAUAAUGGAGCUGUGCGACAGAGUAAUAUAUUUAGAAGCUUUCUGCACUGCACUCAUUGACCAGAGUGGAAACCUGUAUUGAUUUAUAAUCAGUAUCGCGCCGUUGUGCUAGAGUAGUGAUGAUGAGGUUCACAAAGAUGAUGAUGAUGAUCAUGAUGAUGAGGACGCGGUGAUACAUGAAGUUAAAAAAUGUUGAAAUUAAGUCUAUCUGUUUAUAAAUGUGGAGCCACUGCUGAUUUUCUGUCUGAGGUUUUGACGCCUGGUAUGAGUUCAACACAGGUACCCGCUUUCAGUGUGACGCCAUACCGAAUCACGUCCUAGAUCCCGGUUGAGAGGUUGAGGAAGAGGCGGCACCCUAGUUCUUUCUUUCUUUUUUUCUUUCUCUCUGUGUCUAUACCUCUCUCUUUAAACUCCCCAAAGAUGGGCUCGCUUUAUGGCUCACUGACUACAAAAGCACAAAGAGAAUCAAUCACUAUCAGAAGGCGCCGUUUUCACGUUCGAAAUCCAUUCAGAGCCACGUACAAAGUGUGAUUUGUGAAACACUUAUUCGUAUUCCCAUAGCUGUAAAGCAUCGCCAUGCUAACCACAGAGACUGCUUUUAUAGAAAAACAAAAAAAAAACAAGGCAAAAUGGUUUCUGUUUCCCCAUCAUUUCUGCACUGUGACUGCAUGACGGUCGAGGCCUUACCCUGUCCUCAGAUCAGCCUUUCGUUAGUCACCCAUCUGCAUCUGCCUGCUGAUCUCAGAUCUGUGACCAGGGAGGCCUUUCCUUUCUGAGCCUGUGCCUCUAGCUUACUAUCGUCCCAACACAGGAAGUGUACAGUAAUCACCAAAUAAAAUUAAAAAAAUUAAGUCAAUAGGAAUUAUUCACUUUUUUAACAAAAAGUCCCAUUUCAAAAUAUAAGUUUUAGCCUCAAUAAUUUUCUCUUUGAGAUGAAUAACGACGUGUGUGCUCGUGUGUUUGUGUGUGGUGUUGUUUAAGCCAUUGUCUGCAAGUGUUUACAACUUUUUUUGCUGUCGUUUGACAUUCGUUUGUUGGUUUCUGCGUUUGCGCGGCUCAAUGGGGCGGAUUCUUGCUACCGUGUAGUUUUAGCGGCGCGCAUUCUGGAGGCUCCGGGAUGGGAUGCCUCAGGAGACACAAUCGCUACACACACGUACUCACACAUCCACACUGCGCGGGAUGACGCUAGAUCCCUUUUCAAAGUAGCAGGGUCAGUUGAAUCCUUGACAUCUGCAGACCUUAAAAGUUGUGCGUGAACAACUCUAAAGAACAAUUCACUCUUCUAGUCUUGCCUUUAUUCUUCCUCGUUUCUCUCUCACUCUAUUUCUCUUUCUCUUUUUCUCUCUUGAUCUUUCCGAGGCAUUAUUAUAAACCUGAAACCACACCAGCUGAAAACAAGGACAGUGCCUUUAGUUUUGUAUGAGAACCCCCCCCCCCCUCCAUGUAAAACAGACAACAA